Molecule: messenger RNA, 861 nt
Organism: Lotus japonicus
Lineage: Eukaryota; Viridiplantae; Streptophyta; Magnoliopsida; Fabales; Fabaceae
Product: translationally-controlled tumor protein homolog
Exons: 5
Coding region: 130-636 (168 amino acids)
Cellular component (GO): cytoplasm
Molecular function (GO): calcium ion binding
Source: RefSeq, a predicted model, not a curated record
CGUGCGUCUCCUUCAAACCCUGCCCUAUAAAUUCAUCUGCGUGUUAUUCUCGCAAUCCCUCUCUCUCUCUCUCGCCGCUCGCUCCUGUCCCCAACCCGAGCCCGAGAGAAUCUCUUCCUGCAAUCAAUCAUGUUGGUUUACCAGGACCUCCUCUCCGGUGAUGAGCUUCUCUCGGACUCCUUCCCAUACAGGGAAAUUGAGAAUGGAUGUUUGUGGGAAGUUGAUGGAAAGUGGGUUGUUCAAGGAGCAGUUGAUGUAGACAUUGGUGCAAACCCUUCUGCUGAAGGUGGAGGAGAAGAUGAGGGAGUUGAUGACCAAGCUGUGAAGGUUGUUGACAUUGUCGACACCUUUAGACUCCAGGAGCAACCUCCUUUUGACAAGAAGAUGUUUGUUACCUUCAUUAAGAGGUAUAUCAAGAAUUUGACACCUAAACUUGAUGAAGAGAACCAAGUGCUAUUUAAAAAGCACAUUGAGGGAGCAACUAAGUACCUUCUCUCCAAGCUCAGUGAUCUUCAGUUUUUCGUUGGGGAGAGCAUGCAUGAUGAUGGCAGCUUGGUCUUUGCCUACUACAAGGAUGGUGCUGCCGAUCCUACAUUUCUGUACUUUGCACAAGGUUUGAAGGAGGUGAAGUGCUGAGCGGGCAUACCUGGCUAGGGCGUCAUCUCAGCUAGUUUUUGUUAUGUCAUUUUCUCUGAAAAAUUUCCAUGGUCUUUUGGUUUGAUGUCAUUACUAUUAUGAUUGAACAAUCGGACACUAAUUAAGAGUAUUGUGUGCUUUAUUAAUGUGUCCUCAAGUGAAGUUUAGAAUUCUUCCAGUUUAUUUCUAUUUAGAAAAGAAAUCUCUGCAUUUUGAGUUAUUAAA